AAAGCUGUUUGGUUUUUGUACCUGCUAUCAUGUUUAACAUGUUAACACCUCUUCACGGCCGCUGUGCAGGCUUGAUGGGACAGUCGAGCAGUUGGCCGGGUGUGGCUAAAUUCCAUCUGCAAAGUGGUGCUUUAUGUCAGUUGGCAGCCACAAAACAUGGGCCUGCAGACGUCCCAUAGAUGCCUCCCUGUGAUUUUAAACCAGUGGAAUACAAGGGUAUUCCCAAAGAAAGGAUGAUGGAGAUUCGCAGGCAGAACUGUAAUCCUGUGACCAUGAAGGUGACAUACUAUCAGAAGCCGGUGUUCCUGCACCAAGGAUACAUGCAGUGGUUGUGGGACGUGGAUGGCAAGUGAUACUUGGACCUGUUUGCUGGUGUUGCUACCAUCAGUGUGGGCCACUGUCACCCGAAGGUGACAGCAGCAGCCGAGAAGCAGUUGAAGAGACUUUGGCACACCACUAAUAUCUACGUCCAUCCUUUUCUCCAUGAGUAUUGUGAGAAACUAGUGUCAUACUUACCUGAUCCUCUUAAGGUGGUAUACUUGACCAACAGUGGCUCAGAAGCCAACGAUAUGGCUAUAUUAAUGGCUCGACUUUACACAGGCAACUAUGACAUAAUCACAUUCAGAGGGUCAUAUCACGGUGGUAGUGCUCAGAUGAUGGGUCUGUCCUCCAACUCACGAUAUAAAUACCCCGUCGCAACGGGGUCGGGCUGCACAAAUGCUGUCUGUCCUGAUGUGUUCAGAGGUCCUUGGGGAGGACGUCACUGCAGAGACUCUCCUGUGCAGACAAUCAGGCAGUGUGACUGUGCAGAAGGCUGUUGCAUGGCAAAUGAUCAAUACCUUGGACAGCUCGAAGAGACAUUUGCCACCAGCCUCCCGAGUCGUAUUGCUGCUUUCUUUGCAGAGCCUAUUCAGGUAUGAUAAUCUGCAAAUGCAAUCACUGCUAUAACAUGUUCACAUCUG
This is a messenger RNA of Thalassophryne amazonica, 962 nucleotides long. Its product is annotated as alanine--glyoxylate aminotransferase 2, mitochondrial-like. The record is from RefSeq and is a predicted model, not a curated record. The transcript has 8 exons. Gene Ontology annotation, biological process: glyoxylate catabolic process. Gene Ontology annotation, molecular function: L-alanine:glyoxylate transaminase activity; pyridoxal phosphate binding. Gene Ontology annotation, cellular component: mitochondrion. Lineage: Eukaryota; Metazoa; Chordata; Actinopteri; Batrachoidiformes; Batrachoididae.